Arachis stenosperma is the source of this 2412-nucleotide messenger RNA. RefSeq names its product NAC domain-containing protein 75. The transcript is spliced from 7 exons. The record is from RefSeq and is a predicted model, not a curated record. Gene Ontology annotation, cellular component: nucleus. Gene Ontology annotation, molecular function: transcription cis-regulatory region binding; DNA-binding transcription factor activity. Gene Ontology annotation, biological process: regulation of DNA-templated transcription. NCBI's taxonomy places the organism in Eukaryota, Viridiplantae, Streptophyta, Magnoliopsida, Fabales, Fabaceae. The coding region runs from base 408 to 1784 and encodes 458 amino acids.
UGUAGUCAAGGGUCUCUCAAAAGAAAGGACUAGCUUAGCUUGAAGAAUUGAAGACCUUCAAUAACUUUGAGCUUUAUUAAUUAAUUAGCUAAGAAAAAACCAACCAGGUUUUCUCUCUUUUCUCUUUCCGUAUUCUUCUUCUUCUUCUUCUUCUUCUUCUUGAUCUCAAAAUUUAAUUAACUAGAAGCAAUUAAAGUGUUAAAGCAACUACUACUCUAUCUAUAUGUCAACAAGAUAUUAUUGAAGAAACAAGGACACAUGCUCAUUUGUGGUGGAGAACUGUUCCAUAGAAAAAGAGAUCUUCAAAUAAUUGAAGAAGCUAUAUCAACUUCUUCGUCGUCCUCCUCCUUCUUCUUCUCGUGUUUUUGUAUCAACAACAAUAACAGUACAAAUUGUGAGUCGCCGCCAUGAAUAAUAAUAAGAUAAGCAACUUGAGCUCCGUGAGUAGCUCCGAUCUCAUAGAUGCCAAGCUUGAAGAGCAUCAGUUGUGUGGAGGAUCCAAGCAGUGCCCCGGUUGCGGCCACAAGUUUGAAUCCAAACCGGAUUGGCUAGGUUUACCAGCAGGAGUGAAGUUUGAUCCAACAGAUCAAGAACUAAUAGAGCAUCUUGAAGCCAAAGUGGAGUCAAAGAACAUGAAAUCACACCCUUUGAUAGAUGAAUUCAUUCCCACCAUUGAAGGUGAAGAUGGGAUUUGUUACACCCAUCCUGAGAAACUUCCAGGAGUAACAAGAGAUGGAUUAAGUAAACACUUCUUCCAUAGGCCUUCAAAGGCAUACACAACAGGAACAAGAAAGAGGAGAAAGAUUCAAAAUGAGUGUGACUUGCAAGGUGGAGAAACAAGGUGGCAUAAGACCGGUAAAACAAGACCGGUCAUGGUUAACGGAAAACAGAAGGGUUGCAAGAAGAUUUUGGUACUCUACACUAACUUCGGCAAGAAUCGGAAGCCGGAGAAGACGAAUUGGGUGAUGCAUCAAUACCAUUUGGGGCAGCAUGAGGAGGAGAAAGAAGGAGAGCUUGUUGUGUCCAAGAUAUUCUACCAAACUCAGCCUAGGCAGUGUAAUUGGUCGUCCGAUCGGAGCGCCACCACCACCAUCGCUACGGCCGAAGGGAGUGGAGAGCCAUUACAAAAUAGUAGAAGGGAUAGCGGGAGUGGAAGUUGUUCUUCUAAGGAAAUUAACAUCGGUCAUAGGGAUGAGAUGUCUGCUGUGGUUGGAGUUACUAAUACUCCAAUCACGAGCUUCGCUCAUCCCUUGGACAUUCAUCAUCACCUCAAAUCGGAUCAUUUUAGCUUCAUCCCAUUUAGAAAAAGCUUUGAUGAGGUUGGAAUAGGAGAGGCUUCAACAGCAAGAGAAGUUCAAGCAUCAGGGUCAUGUGAUGAAGUAGUGCAUGAACAUGUAAAUCAUCAUCAUCAUCAACAACAACAACAACAACAUCAUCAUCAAAUUGCAACAUCGGCAUUCCAUAUAAGUAGGCCUUCACAUCCAAUCUCUACCUUGAUAUCUCCACCACCACUUCACCACACAUCCAUCAUCUUAGACGAUAAUUCCUACCAAGUCUCCAGAAUAAUGCUCCAAAAUGAACAUUUCCAGCAACAACAACAACAACAUCAACACCAUCAUCAUAAAAUUGGAGCAAGGUCUGCGUCUGGUUUGGAGGAACUCAUCAUGGGGUGCACUUCUUCUGAUAUCAAAGAGGAGUCAUCCAUCACAAACCCACAAGAAGCUGAAUGGUUGAAAUACUCUUCCUAUUGGCCAGACCCUGACAACCCGGAUCAUCAUGGGUAGAACAAAGAGUCAAUCAAUUUUUAAAAAAAAAAAAAGAAAAAAGGGAGAAGAAAGAGAGAAUAAACAAAACCACAGAGACACCAUCAUUGUCAUCAUCAUUAAUGCUUGAAGCCUCCCUUAAGUUUCCUUUCAACAAGAAAAGGACAAGGAAAUCAUCAUCCAAAUAGUUUUCUUUUUUUUCCUUUUUUUUUAAAUUAUAUUUUUUUUCUCUUUUUCUUUCUUUUCCAAUGAGGCCUGUUUAUAAUUAUAACAGUGUUUUACACUGGACAAGCUGGAAAGAAAAGGAGAGAAAAAAAAAAAAAACAGAAAGAACAAAGAGGAAAAGGAAAGAAAAUCAAAGAAGAGAAAAGAAAAGAAACACCAAGAAAAGCUGCUCUUAGUUCUGACAAGAACAUAUAGAGAGGAACAAAGAACCAAAGAUGCAUAAAAAUCAUCACUAUUUUGAUUACAAUAUAUAUAUAUAUAUAUAUCCCCUACCUAGUAUUCAUAUUAUUAUUUUAUUAUUUCUAUAAAUGUUUGUACAAUUUAUUUUUCACUUUUCUCUCUUUUCUUAUUUUUAAUUUAUAAUAGAAAUAUAUAGCAAUGAGUUUGUGCAAACUGCAAACCACCUUGUUACUUGUGCUUUGGU